This is a messenger RNA of Cynara cardunculus var. scolymus (artichoke), 1437 nucleotides long. RefSeq names its product amino acid transporter AVT1H. The transcript has 3 exons. Bases 1 to 1437 code for a protein of 478 amino acids. Gene Ontology annotation, molecular function: amino acid transmembrane transporter activity. Gene Ontology annotation, biological process: amino acid transmembrane transport. Gene Ontology annotation, cellular component: vacuolar membrane. NCBI's taxonomy places the organism in Eukaryota, Viridiplantae, Streptophyta, Magnoliopsida, Asterales, Asteraceae. The record is from RefSeq and is a predicted model, not a curated record.
AUGAACACAAACAUAUGGACGACAUUUUGGAACUCUAAGAGCUCCGAUCGUUCUAACGAACACGUGCCAACUGAGUUGACUCAUGGAGCAAACUUUGUGGUGAAAUGGGUUGAUAGUUGUGAAGCUUGUUUAGAAGAUGGUAACAAGCCGUGCAAAUGCGGUACUAGCAACGAAAAGUUGCAGAUAGUUAAGAACGAGAUAGCGGAAACUGAGGCACGUGUCGUUACAGGCAACAGUUCGUUUCUUCAAUCUGUCAUGAAUAUGAUCGGAAUGCUCAUAGGUCUUGGCCAGCUAUCAACACCAUAUGCACUAGAAAAUGGAGGGUGGGUUUCUGCAUUUCUGCUAGUAGCCCUUGGAUUCACAUGUGCAUAUACCUCCCACCUCCUCGGAAAAUGCCUCAGUAACAACCCAAAAGCGAGAAACUACACCGAUAUCGGCCACCAUGCUUUCGGGAGCCGUGGACAAGCCAUCGCAACCGCAUUCAUCUACCUGGAAAUCUUCAUGGCUCUUGUUUCGUACACCAUCUCGUUGCACGAUAACUUGAACAUCGUCUUCCUAGGAACCCACAUCCGGUUCUCGUGGGCUCGUCAUCUGUCGACGUCUCAAGUCCUGACGGUGUUUGCGGUUUUGGUUGCGUUGCCUAGCCUCUGGUUGAGGGAUCUCUCGUCUAUUUCGUUCCUGUCGACUGGCGGCAUCAUCAUGUCGCUAAUGAUUUUCGUGACGGUGGCUUGCACCGCCAUAUUUGGUGGCGUUGCCGCCAAUCACACGAUCCCGACUCUCCGGCUACAUAACAUACCUCACAUCUCCGGCCUGUAUAUGUUCAGCUUCGCCGGCCAUAUUGUCUUCCCUGACAUACACAGGGCCAUGAAAGACCCCUCCAAGUUCACCAAGGUAUCCAUCGUGAGCUUCACAUUUGUGACUUUGCUGUAUACAUCCUUAGGAUUCAUGGGGGCUAAACUAUUUGGACCAGGAGUAAAUUCCCAAAUUACCCUUAGCAUGCCCCGGGGCCUAGUGUUCACCAAAAUCGCGCUAUGGGCCACGGUUUUGACACCAAUGACCAAAUACGCCCUCGAAUUUGCACCCUUUGCGAUACAACUUGAACAUCGGUUUCUUUACUCUAUGAAGUCUCAAACCAAGAUGAUCAUAAGGGGCACCAUCGGCUCGAUUUUGUUGCUAAUCAUACUCGUGUUGGCCCUCUCAGUGCCAUACUUUGAGUACGUCCUUGGCCUUACGGGCUCACUCGUUGGUGUGGCGAUCAUCAUUAUUUUUCCAGCCGUUUUCUACAUCAAGAUCUUCUGGAACCAAAUAUCGAAGCCCAUUUUGGUCCUUAACAUGAUCCUCAUCGCACUCGGCUCCGUUCUUGGGGUGUCGGGCACGAUCUCUUCCUUGAAGUUGCUUGUGGGAAAUUUUAAAAGGCUCCAUCACUACAGUUCGUAA